Molecule: messenger RNA, 1121 nt
Organism: Penaeus vannamei (Pacific white shrimp)
Lineage: Eukaryota; Metazoa; Arthropoda; Malacostraca; Decapoda; Penaeidae
Product: PRADC1-like protein
Source: RefSeq, a predicted model, not a curated record
UACAUCGCCAAGAAAACGUCUGUCUCGAGCAGCCGAAGUGUGACGUGUUCUACCCUAUCAGCGUCAUGUGAUAAGACCUUUUCUACCCUUUGAGAGCCACGGAUAUGUGGAAGAACGUUAUAAUAAGCCUGUUUUUAGCCGUGGGAUUCUGUCCUUAUGAGUGCGUCCGGCAGGAGAUGUUUUCAAAUGCAAUAUGGAAUGAAGCUACUAUUUAUGACUUUAUAGAAGAUGAUAUAUUUUUUGAAAUCAUCUAUCCUGAAGAACUAAGCUACACAUAUCGGCUGAGGCAAGCGAAGGACUUUGGGGUGUCUUUUAGUCAUGUACUUAAGAGCGUAAGACUUGUGUUAGCAGAUCCACUAGAAUGCUGUUCGUUACCCUAUAAUGCAAUGGAUCUGCAAGGGGCAGUUGCACUGGUAUCGAGAGGAGAUUGUUCCUUUGUCAGCAAGGCUGUAAAGGCGGAGCAGUCAGGGGCUAUUGCAGUCAUUGUUAUGGACAACAAUGCUGAUAAUGAUGAACUAUAUAUUGAGAUGGUGGAUGACAACACCAACAGGGAACCUGCAAUUCCAGCAGCAUUCUUGCUUGGUAGAAGUGGAUUCAUGAUAACGAAGACUUUACGUGAUAUGCACAUGGAAGCAGCUGUAAUCAACAUUCCUGUUAACCUUACAUCGGUACCGUUCCAUAAAUUAAAUCAGCCACCAUGGAUUCUGUGGUGAUAUUAGUCACUGUAGUCCAGUGAAUAUUGACAAAAAUGAUAAACAAGGCAUCUAGCAAACAUUUUGUAGUUCUGUUUCAUUUCAGCUCAGAUGUCACCUUCCUCACACUCAUUACUUCGGCUUUCCUCUGCCUCCUAUCACCUAUUUGCUCACCAGAAAGUGCCUCUAAAUAGUAAUUUAUUUAAAGACUAUUUAAGUUAAAAAAUAUAUUUAUUUCAUUAAAAGGGUUAUCUAAUUUGCCAUGUCUGUUUUCCCCAGGUUCAGGCAUUUGAUGUUACAGUUUGUGAAUACAUGUAAUUUAUUAAAGCAUGUAACUAAAUCAGGUUACAUUAACCAAAGGUUUUUCCCUCGUGUAUUUGGUAUUUUUGUCAAGUACUUGCUUCUAAUAAAUUCUGAAGUUGUUAGAAA